AUGGAAAAACGAUAUCUGGGCGAGUGGUUGACUCUCCCGUCAGCAUUAACCCCGCCGCUUGCUGUUGAAGUCCUCCCGCAUGGCGUGACCAUCCAUAGGAUCAUCAUACAGGUGGAGGGAAAGACCCACGACAUCCUCAUCGGUCCUGAAAAUCCCAAAGACUAUGAGACGUUCAAAUACACCAACACCAUCAUCGGGCGGUAUGCUAACCGCGUGUGGGUUGGGGAGCACACGGUGAAGAAGGAUGGAUUCGAGAGGUUGACAAGGCCUGUCAAGAAUGAAUCUCCUGAAGUUUCUUUGCACGGCGGUCUUCUGGGGUUUGAUUUUGCAGUUUGGCAGCGCCUGCCCCUCGAAAAUGCCAAGCUCUUCACACCUGCUGAAAUUCGCACUAUCCAGAACUCCUCUACGUCCGAGUCAUCUGAUAACACAGCUAUCUAUGCACACACAUCGGAGGACGGAGAUCAAGGUUACCCAGGGGAGCUGUAUCUCGAGACACUCGUUGCGCUGCUCCCUCCUGCAAAGGGUGAGAAAGGAAAGGUGGGAAGCAUAGUCAUCUUGUACAGGGCGAGGUUGGUGAAUGAGGGUGUUACUCCCAUUAAUUUGACGCACCACUGGGGAUUCAACCUCGAUGCAAGCCUGCAGGGGGAUGAAAGCGGGAAGGAUAAGCUUUCAGUGAAGAAUCACAGGUUGAGUAUUAAGGCAAGCCACACUGCUGAGCUUCUCCCAAAUAGUCUCCCCUCGGGAAAAUACUGCCCAGUCGGUGGCACAGUGCACGAGCAUAACGACAAACUUAUCAAAGACGGAUUUCCGAACCAUGGGUAUGACCACUACUAUCUCCUCGCUCCUCGCCCAGGGGUGAAACUCGCGCAACACCGUUUAUCCGCGAAAGAGUUUGAUGCUGCGAAAGCAGGGCAGGGGGAGGAACUAGAUAUUGUGAAAGAGAUAUUUGAGAGCACAAAUGAGAUGGUGGUCGAGUUGAAAAGCGAGAAAUCCGGGUUGAAGGUCGAUUUUGAUUCGAAUCGUGCCGGCCUUAUGUUCUACACGAACAACCACCCGAACAAACAAUUUCGAAAGAAGAUUCACGGCGGUUCGGGAACUAAGGACGAUGGGUAUAUCAAUGGCUCCGCAGCAUUCCUCGAAUUUCACGAGCCGCUCUCGGCUUUCCUCAACCAUGAAGCGACACCGAACACUACAGACACGCUUCUGACGUCCAACGAGAUCUACAAUAAUUUUGUCCGUGUAGAUAUAUUUGUGGAUAGUGAGGGUGUUUGUGGGAGCUGA
Molecule: messenger RNA, 1281 nt
Organism: Suillus clintonianus
Lineage: Eukaryota; Fungi; Basidiomycota; Agaricomycetes; Boletales; Suillaceae
Product: galactose mutarotase-like domain-containing protein
Exons: 9
Coding region: 1-1281 (426 amino acids)
Biological process (GO): glucose metabolic process; beta-D-galactose catabolic process via UDP-galactose, Leloir pathway
Molecular function (GO): aldose 1-epimerase activity; carbohydrate binding
Source: RefSeq, a predicted model, not a curated record